AUGUAUCCAGGCAGGGAUCCUCAUGAAUUGAUCAGCGCCAUCUUCCCCACCACGACGCAGCAGGAUCAGCAUCCACAAUUGCAAAACUUCAUGCAAUUUCAGUCGCCCGGCGUUUCCCACCCGCCGCAAGGCGCCGCAUACAUGCAGCCACCACCUGUUGCUUCGCAUACAGCCUCGCAUCCGACACUGUUCAGAGGAUCGUCAGACAAUUCUCUAUCGAGUGCUCUGACUUUCUCUACAGCAUCAGCAUCGCCCUCGGUUCGUUCGGCCCCUCCAAGCGCGGCGCACAGUCAGACCCAGGGCAAUGCGACAAACGUCCAAGGAUCAAUCGGUCCUGCCAAUUCCGCUGCAUCCAACUCACCAACUCCCGUCGAUGCUGGGCUUAAGAAGAAGUCAAGCAAAUUGCGACAGUCCAAGCUCGGAUUCUUGCCUGGAGUCGCCCAAUCGACCAUCAAACAGCAAGCACCGCCGGCUCCGACAUCGUCCACCGACACGGUCGAGACACCAGGCGGCAGCCCUUCUCUCCCCGUCGUCGUCGACUUGGCGUCUGAGCCUGGCACUCCCCCUCUUCCGCCGGCCAAAGCACUGGCGGUGAAGCCUUCGGUACGAGCGAGCAAUGCCAACGGCAGUGUUGGCGCUAGUGGCACCGUGACGGCAGCGGGCAGUGCCGUGAAUGCAAACGCCAAGAUGCCAUCGCUCUCGGACAAGGCCAGGCAGCCGCUGUCUCGCCUCUCGGUGGAGCGUACGCCUCAGAAAGCGGCGCAUGCAUUCGUCCAGAUUCUGAGCGACUUGGACCCCAGCGGCAAAUUUAUGAGGGCGAGACCCACAGGCGCGGAGGACCGCAGGGCCAUCAUUGACACGUUGCACAGCAUCGUCCAGCUCGAGACCGGCAAAGGCUACACUGACUCGGGCCGCAAGAGGUUCUUUGCUUCGUUGAUGGCGCUUCCCGCAGCUCGACAGAUCCUGUCAACCUGGCUCCGAUCGACGGUGCCUCCAAAGAAGGUGACGGAGGCUGUUCCCGAUCACAGCCGGCGAUACAGAGAUACAUUGAUCCCUCUGCUCUCGAUUCUGGAAUACGUCGACAUGAAGCUGGCUUACCUCAAGGACCAAGAGGCAGGCAUCGGCAAGGCCAUGACGGGCGUCUCAGCACGCGCGGUGGAUCCGUCUGCGCGCAAAAUGGCUGCCAGCAUCAGGGCGAAAUGGACCAAGAUGAUCACCGAUGAGGACGCCGAGGAGUCCGCACCGUCGGCGGCGGCUUCCAGCUCGUCGUCAACGCCAAGCGUCAAGCGCAAGCCCGCUGAUGGCGCUGCAGCAGUCGAUACCAGUUCCAAGCGGUACAAGACGGAAACGACUGCGGCGGCAGGAUCCGCAAGCAUCCGGAAGCCCCAGGCUGCUUCAGCGUCAUCGAGCAGCACGAACGCAAAGCCGGGUCUGUCAUUCUUCAACACUGGCAACGCCAAAAAGCCCGCCACUGCAAGCGGCUCCUCGACUGCAAGCGCGGCGAGCGGUAGUCGUCAGAACGCUCAUCAGGACAUCAUGAGCUUGGUGGGCAGGCUAUCUGGCGCCUCCUCGGCCGACCGAGCGGCAGCGACGAAAGCCGACGCUGCCCUAACCGCGCAAAGUAAUAUCAAGGUCAAGAAGCGCGUGAGAUGGAGGGAAGACAGCGAGCUGGUGGCUGUCAAGGUCGUCGAACGUGUCUGUUACGGGCAGGAUGACGACGACGAGCCACACGUGGAGGGCGCAGGCGAUACGCACGGCGAGGGAUUGGCACUGGGUCAGUCCGUCACCACGAUGGAAGCGUUGAUGGAGUGGCGCGAGCCACGCGAAGUGCUGCUUCCAAUGUCCGACUCGGGUGACGUCGGAAGCGAGUCGAUGGAAGGACCGUUCCAGACGCAACGUAAAGCCAAUCUCGAAGAGAAGAUCUCAGAAGCUGGAGGGCAGCGUGAGGGUCCCGACGAAUCGGAGCUGGAGCAGCCAGGAACGAUCUCCGAGAUGCCUGCUGAUCUGAUGCGAUCCGAGGCUGUGGAGAUUCCCACGCCGUGGAUGGAGGAGCCUGUCUUGGGCGCCGAUGAAAUGGAUGUCAAGGAAGGCAUGGAUAAAGCAGAUACCGCUGCAGACGCCCAAGCAUCCUCGGAGACGAGCCCAGCUAUCCCUUCGUCAGCCAAUCUCAGCGAGCUGCUAGCCAAGGUGGGACAGUCUGUGGGCGGUGUCGCUGCCGGCAGCUCGAAUACAGGAUCGCAAGGUGCCCCAGCUGCAGCACUCAACUUUGACGUGAACCAGCUCCAGUCGAUCCUUACGGCUGCUCAGGGCAGCGGAGCCAACUCGAACGCGGUCAACAGUGCAAUGGUAUCGUCCAACGUGACCAGCGACGGACUGUCGAGCCUGCUGUCGAGUCUGUCGAGGUCGAACGGAUCGCAGAUUGCUCCAAGCGCUCUCGACACAAGCGAACGACCGAGCUAUUGGCAGCAGACGUACCGAGCCAACGACGCAGGCUCAGAACAGCGCCAAGAGAGCUACCCGGGAGAAUUCCAUCAAGACUAUCGCCACAAUAGCGCCAACACGUACCAGCCGCCAGGCCAAUCGUACGGGCUAUCGUCAACGGCGCCGAGAACUUACCGCUACGGCAACGACAGCAGUUGGGACUCAGGACCGAGCCAACGAGGAUCCAGGCGGUACACGGUUCAGUGCAAAUUCUUCGCUCAGGGCAACUGUCGAUCAGGAGACUCGUGCAACUUUCGUCAUUGA
Messenger RNA from Pseudozyma hubeiensis SY62, 2745 nucleotides. Its product is annotated as zinc finger protein. Gene Ontology annotation, molecular function: metal ion binding. Lineage: Eukaryota; Fungi; Basidiomycota; Ustilaginomycetes; Ustilaginales; Ustilaginaceae. The record is from RefSeq and is a predicted model, not a curated record. Bases 1 to 2745 code for a protein of 914 amino acids. The transcript has a single exon.